Molecule: messenger RNA, 2718 nt
Organism: Elephantulus edwardii (Cape elephant shrew)
Lineage: Eukaryota; Metazoa; Chordata; Mammalia; Macroscelidea; Macroscelididae
Gene: KCNQ3
Product: potassium voltage-gated channel, KQT-like subfamily, member 3
Exons: 15
Coding region: 1-2478 (825 amino acids)
Biological process (GO): transmembrane transport; potassium ion transport
Cellular component (GO): membrane
Molecular function (GO): voltage-gated potassium channel activity
Source: RefSeq, a predicted model, not a curated record
AUGGCUGGACAGCGGGCACCAUUGCUGGACAGCAGUCACCAUGGGGAUACAGCAGUCACCACGUCUGGACAGCGGUCACCACGGCUGGACAGCGGUCACCACGGCCGGACAGCGGGUACCACGGCCAGACAACGGGCACCACGGCCGGGCAGUGGGCACCACGACCGGUCAGCGGGCACCACAGGGAGACAGCAGGCACCGCGGGGAGACAGGGCACGACGGCUGGACAGCAGGCUGCACACCAGCCGCUGGUUUUUGAUCGUUCUGGGGUGCUUGAUCCUGGCCGUCCUGACCACCUUCAAGGAGUACGAGACUGUCUCUGGAGACUGGCUGCUCUUGCUGGAAACGUUUGCUAUUUUCAUCUUCGGAGCUGAGUUUGCUUUGAGGAUCUGGGCUGCGGGAUGCUGCUGCCGGUACAAAGGCUGGAGGGGACGGCUCAAGUUCGCCAGGAAGCCCCUGUGCAUGCUGGACAUCUUCGUCCUGAUUGCCUCGGUGCCCGUGGUGGCCGUGGGGAACCAGGGAAACGUCCUGGCCACCUCCCUGCGGAGCCUCCGCUUCCUGCAGAUCCUGCGGAUGCUGCGUAUGGACCGGCGUGGCGGCACCUGGAAGCUCCUGGGCUCGGCCAUCUGUGCCCACAGCAAAGAGCUCAUCACCGCCUGGUACAUCGGGUUCCUCACACUCAUCCUUUCUUCGUUCCUCGUCUACCUGGUGGAGAAGGACGUGCCCGAGGUGGAUGCCCAGGGGGAGGAGAUGAAGGAGGAGUUUGAGACCUAUGCAGACGCCCUGUGGUGGGGUCUGAUCACACUGGCCACCAUUGGCUACGGCGACAAGACGCCCAAAACGUGGGAGGGCCGCCUGAUCGCAGCCACCUUCUCCUUGAUCGGCGUUUCCUUUUUCGCCCUCCCAGCGGGCAUCCUGGGGUCCGGGCUGGCCCUCAAGGUGCAGGAACAGCACCGCCAGAAGCACUUUGAGAAAAGGAGGAAGCCAGCCGCUGAGCUCAUUCAGGCCGCCUGGAGGUACUAUGCUACCAACCCCAACAGGAUCGACCUUGUGGCGACCUGGCGUUUUUAUGAGUCCGUCGUCUCCUUUCCAUUCUUCAGGAAAGAACAGCUAGAGGCAGUGGCCAGCCAAAAGCUGGGUCUCUUGGAUCGGGUUCGCCUUUCUAAUCCUCGUGGUAGCAAUACUAAAGGAAAGCUAUUUACCCCUCUGAAUGUAGAUGCCAUAGAAGAAAGCCCUUCUAAAGAACCAAAGCCUGUCGGCUUAAACAAUAAAGAGCGUUUCCGCACCGCCUUCCGCAUGAAAGCCUACGCUUUCUGGCAGAGCUCUGAAGAUGCAGGGACAGGAGAACCCAUGGCAGAAGACAGGGGCUACGGGAAUGACUUCCUCAUUGAAGACAUGAUCCCCACCCUGAAGGCCGCCAUCCGAGCAGUCAGAAUUCUACAAUUCCGUCUCUAUAAGAAAAAAUUCAAGGAGACCUUGAGGCCUUAUGACGUGAAGGAUGUGAUUGAGCAGUAUUCCGCAGGACACCUCGACAUGCUUUCCAGGAUAAAGUACCUGCAGACCAGAAUUGAUAUGAUUUUCACCCCUGGACCUCCAUCCACACCGAAACACAAGAAGUCUCAGAAGGGGACUGCAUUUACCUACCCAUCCCAGCAAUCUCCCAGGAAUGAACCAUAUGUAGCCAGAGCCUCCACAUCAGAAGUUGAAGACCAAAGCAUGAUGGGGAAAUUUGUAAAAGUUGAAAGACAGGUGCAGGACAUGGGGCGCAAGCUGGACUUCCUGGUGGACAUGCACAUGCAGCACAGGGAGAGGUUGCAGGUCCACGUGGGUGACUCCUACCCCACCAAGGGGCCGGCCUCUCCGGACGCCUUGGACAAGAAGGAGGACACCAGGUACUCUGAUCUGAAAACCAUCAUCUGCAACUAUUCCGAGACGGGCCCCCCCGACCCCCCGUACAGCUUCCACCAGGUUCCUAUUGACAAGGUCGGGCCCUAUGGGUUUUUUGCACAUGACCCUGUGAACCCUCCCCGCGGGGGCCCCAGCUCCGGCAAAGUCCAGGCGGGCCUUUCGUCGGCAGCCACCACAUACGCGGAGAGGCCCACAGUCCUGCCCAUCCUGACUCUUCUCGACUCCCGGGUCAGCUACUGCUCCCAGGCUGAGCUGGCCGGGCCCCUCUCGGACCGCAUCUCGCCCCGGCAAAGAUGCAGCAUCACACGGGACAGCGACACACCGCUGUCCUUCAUGUCCGUCAACCAUGAGGAACUGGAACGGUCUCCAAGUGGCUUCAGCAUCUCCCAGGACAGAGACAUGUUCGGCCCCAGCGGAGGCUCCAGCUGGAUGCGGGAGAAGCGGUACCUGGCCGAGGGGGAGACUGACACUGACACGGACCCCUUUACACCCAGUGGCUCCAUGCCCCUGUCGUCCACGGGGGAGGGCAUCUCUGAGUCAAUAUGGACCCCUUCCAACAAGCCCACUUAGCGGGGUCACUGGCUGGCUCCUCCUUGUAAUGUACACAGACUCUGUAUAGCUCACUAUUCUCUCACCCAAAGCUAACCACUGGGACCACCCGUGGCUGCAUCCGUGCAUGCGUGUGCGUGGGGGCCCCGACGGGGCUGUCACCACUCUUCCUCCUCUGUCACCACAAUGACGCUGCUUCCUGUUCAGCAUGCUUUGCAUGACUUUACACAAUAUAAAUGAUGCCGCCAACCUUUUCCAGGA